This is a messenger RNA of Dendroctonus ponderosae (mountain pine beetle), 4146 nucleotides long. Its product is annotated as synaptotagmin-1. The record is from RefSeq and is a predicted model, not a curated record. The coding region runs from base 544 to 2199 and encodes 551 amino acids. The transcript has 9 exons. Gene Ontology annotation, molecular function: syntaxin binding; clathrin binding; phosphatidylserine binding. Gene Ontology annotation, cellular component: membrane. NCBI's taxonomy places the organism in Eukaryota, Metazoa, Arthropoda, Insecta, Coleoptera, Curculionidae. Gene Ontology annotation, biological process: regulation of calcium ion-dependent exocytosis; cellular response to calcium ion; regulation of dopamine secretion.
CAUUAAGAUCCCGACCGUAUUCCAGAUACAUUUGAUCUUAUGGGGUGUCCAGACCUGACGAGCCGAGCCUGAGCCAACAGUUCCAGGCAUCUGUAGCCAGACUUGGGUAUAUAGAAAACUGGAAAAUCUGUCGCAAAUGAACAUGUUUUGCCACACUUAUCAGGGCUGUUUCACAGCAGGAAAACAUAGGCUUUUAUAAGGGCUGCGCGUUUGAGUAAUCAAAGUCAUUGCCACUCAAGUGCGCUCCAAUUUGUCAACAAGGGAGAUCGAUCCGGGAAAAGCGAAGCAACCUGUUUUCCCCAAUGUUGGCUGUAAUUUGACCGGGAACAUGCCGCGAACCUGUUGAACGUUAUCGACGUUCGUCGACCUUUGAUGACGUUCGCGAUCCUGCAGGUUCGGCGUCGACGCCAGGAUUUCUGCUCCUGCGGCCUGGUUAGUCCCGAGCCACCAUCCCCAACUGCUCCGCACCGCAUCCAUCCUGCUUAUUUGUAAAUAUGGCGAUUCGAUUGUUGAUGGGGCGAAAUUGAGCGAAAUCGGGCGCGAAUGUCGGGUUUCAGUCCGGCCAGUUGUUGGCUGGCCCACAAAACUGUGGGCAGGUGGACGAGGGCGGCGAAAGAGCGCACUUGGGGCAACAAGAAUGGAAGCAACAGUAGCGAUAACAGUUUGGAGGAUUUUAACAUCUCCAAAGAACAACUGAACGUCCAGCCGCCUCAAAACUCGUCCCAAUCGAUGACAGCCGAAAUAAUGCGGACUCCCCUCGAGCUCUGCUCCUCAUCGGUGGCCAACCACGCCCUACAGCACCAGUCAAAGUCGUACCCCGGAGGACCGCCACUCUUAUGCAGAACCCCCAGCGCCUCCAGCCAAAGCAGUCUGGACAGCAGCACCUCUAAACAGGGCAGCAACAGAGGUUCUUCGCCUCAAAUCCGCACAUUUGCUCCCGAUGGAAAGGCUCAGCAGGCUCAUUUUCAUCAUGAGGCCACUCACACGUCCAGCUAUCCGCUGCCCAGGGGAUCAAGCCGGUCUCCAUCGCCUCAUCGGGCGGCUUCUCUGGAUAUUCGCUCCUCGUCGCCUGGAUUUAGUCACAUCAGCAUGGAUUUGCGCACCUCCUCACCUUCGCAGUCCAGCCUCACUUCACUCACAGGAGGGUCGGGCAGCAGCUGCAAUUCCCCCGUUCCUGCAAGUCCUCGGAAUGCCACUUUUUCCAGAUGCUUGUCGCCCCUCUUUAUCCCAUCAUCGCGAGGAGUGAUUCCAGACAGUUCCAUGGCGGCUCCCCCAGCCAGUCCCUUAGGCGCCAUCCAGCCCGACCUGUACCUGAAGAAGGACGGUCCGCUCUUCAUCGGCGACCCCAACAAACAGGGAAGUUUAGGGCGACUGCACUUCCGCCUCAGCUACGACCUGAACCGAUCCGACUUGGUGGUGCAUCUAAUCGAAGCGCACGAUUUAGCUGGAAGUGAUCAGGGAGGAUUCAACGAUCCCUACGUGCGAUUGUUCCUCACACCGGAAGUGGAUAGCAGGAAAAGGCAGACCAGUAUUCAUCGGAAUGAUACCAAUCCGGUGUUCAAUGAUAUUUUCAAGUUUCCGGUUUCGCAUGACGCGCUGCAGGCCAUGUCGCUGCUGCUCCAGGUGUUUGACUACGACAAGUUUUCUCGGAAUGAUAUCAUUGGCGAGGUGACCAUGCAGCUAGCAGAUUACGACUGUACUCAAAGCAUCGAAGUUUGGGCCGAAAUCUCCAAGAACAAAAAACCGCCUGAAGAAGUUCAAGAAAUGCUCUGCUCGCUCAUGUAUUUGCCCUCAGCUGAACGAAUCACCCUGUCCAUUGUCAAGGCUAGGAACCUGUUCAAACCCAGCGACAAACAGUUCAUUGACCCUUUCAUCAAAGUCUACCUCACCGCCAAUGGAAAGCGCAUCAAAAAGAAAAAGUCCAGCUGCAAGAAAGGUACAUGCAAUCCGGUCUGGAACGAGGCUCUGAUUUUCAACAUGCCAUCCACCAAUUUGCAGAGUUCGGAGUUUGAGAUUGGUGUAUACGAUCAAGGCAACGACCUGAUGGGGAGCAACCCGCUGUUGGGGUGCUGCACUAUUGGACCAAAGGCUGUCGGUACUGGCAAAGACCACUGGAAUGAUAUGAUCCAUACUCCUAGAAAGGCCGUCUUUUGCUGGCAUACUAUCAGAAGAAUCCCGGAAAACGACCACGUGAAGUAAACAAUCCAGGCGCAGGUAAAGUCAGUAUUAAGCCUAAAUCCCCAAACUAGGGGGAAGUACGCCUAAAAUUUACUAUGGUCCUAACAAUGUUUUUAAUUGUACUGUAUUAUCAGGGCAUUUUUGUACUUUGCGCCCGCUAUUGGGUCCUAUUUUUUACAAGCUGAAAUUCAAUUCACUUAACAGUACCGGCAGCAUUAAUUAAGUCCAGGAUAAACGCAAAAUCGAAUUCGGCAGGAAUCAACCAUCCGCUUACAUCAGAAGCAACGUUCAGCUCAUUUGUUCAAAUCUGAGACAAACAUUGACACGUUUUAUAUCAAAAUGAAAAUUUACUUAUGAAUAGUACGUAAGUUAACUUUUAAAAGACAAUCAUUUUCCUUGUGUUCCUGUUAGGCAUGUUUUAAAUGGUUUAAAGUCGGCAGUUUAAUGGCGCAUUGAGGUAUCAGAGAAUUGGGAAUGUUUUAUAUUCCUGUUGGAUGAAAUUGAAGGCGUUGGGGCGAAGCUUAAUAGUGGUAAAGGCUUUGGCAAAUGCAACAUUGGUAAUUUUCUUUGUGAGGCAUUUAAUCUUUUCCUCAAAAAGGAGGGAUUUUAAGCAAAAGUCAAGGGUAGAAAUAGUUUAGAAAUGAAUCGGCCUUGCUCGGACCUGGUUCUUCCACAAAGUUAAAGUUUUAAGAAAAGUGCUCCUUUUCAUCCACUUUUUAAGCGACUUGGAUAAUCAAUCGACAACGAGUGGACUUAAGAAAAAAACUGUUGUUUGGUUAAUUAAUUAAAGCGUUUUCGUCCCAUCCAUUUCUAAAUCGAUUUGAAGUCAAAUGGACUGUAUGAUGUACUUACGUAAAAAAUUCAAGAGUGAGAAUAUUUCCUAAAUGAAUCAGUCUUGUUGGGACGUAAUUCAGUUUUUGGAGUGGUUUUAGGCAAAAGCAGUCAAGAGUAAACAUUACUUUCAAAUUAAUCAGUCUCACAGUUGAAAAAUGAUAAUUUGAAUAAAAAAUCGCUAAAAUCUUUCUUGUCAUAAAAUUCCUAGAUGGCUUAAAAUCGGACGAUCUUUAUCAAUUUGUCGAAAAAAGCAAAAUGGUUUAAUCUGAAACAACAAAAUAUAUUUUGAUUGCAUAGAAAUAGACAAAAAAUAUUUCUGAUAUCUCAAUCGCCUCAUGUUCGGUCCUCAAAAGAACUGUGGUAGUUCUACGUUACAUUGAAGGUACAUUUGCUGGGUCUUUGAUCCGCUAACGUACCACUUGCGAUGUGGGCAAGCACAAGAAUGUGGGAUGCAAAGUUAGCUACCGAAAUCCAGUAGAUCUAGGUUGAAAAGAUGAAAAGACACCUUGAUUGAGUGUAUAUAUACGUGUAUAACCCACCUCAAUUAUCCGCCUCAUACAUAUUGUUGCGAGUAUCAGUUGAAAUAUCAAAUGCGCUCAUCGUCACUCCCGCAACAAUUCUUAUACGUUCCCUAUUUAUCAUACCCAUUACAAAAAAAACGCUUAUUAAUUAUCAGAUAUAUGAUUAUAUACUAUAUAUUUAUAACAAAAAUGAUGUAAUUUAAGUGUUGAAUGUUAUACUUCAUGAGAUGUUUUCGAUGUUGUACCAAUCCCAAGCGGAUAUGUUUAUUACUCUUUUAAUGUGUGGCUUUUCUUUCUAGAAAAGCCCGAUAUCACAAAAUUAUCUCAGCCUAUAAACGAAACAAAUCUUAUGAUAAUCCCCUGUUCUCAAAAAGAAAGAAAACUAUUUGAAUAAUCCAACGGGACGUUAUUCCGAAUUAAUAUAAAUUGUUUAUAUUAUAUGAACAAAACGCGAAAGUAGGCACGGACAUAUAAGUAUAUACAUAUUAAAUGUGAAUGUUACAUACAUUCAAAGAGACUAUAUUUUAUUUUUUAAGAUUUAAAGUAGGUAGAAUGGUGUAUUUUAUGUGUUAUAUAUUAAUUUAAAAUAUAAACGUGAAGAAAUUAUUUUAAA